AGCUCUACCAACGAAGAUGUCUUACCCCCCAUCAAGAAGUAGCUUGCUGCCCUCCUCCAAUUUCCGUCUUUUUCCUGUACUGGUGUUUGUUCUUUCUUGCUGGUAUUGAGUGCUAGCAGUGUGGGUAAAAAAUCGCUCAAUUGUAUAGUUUUCCAUUACAUGUUCAUGUAAAAGUCACUGCUAGUACUAGCUAGUAGUAGUUCUGCUAGCGCUCCUCCCGCCCCUGUCAUGCUUAUAAUGCUCCAAGUUUAAGAACAUCAAUGGCUCGGCUCAACCACGAUCUCUUGAGUAUGUUCCUCAACAGGAGAGUGCCGCAGGGCUGGAGCAAACGCCUUCUCCUCGUCACUGUCGCCUUCCUAACGCAGUGGCGGCCCUCUAAGUGGCUCCAGUUCCACGACAAUUUGUUGCCAACAGAGGAUGCAACAAGCGAUACCGACGGUGAGACGGCGUGGGGUAGAACAAGAUCGUCGGGACGAAUCAGAAACAGAAGCGAAAACGUCGUCGACUGCACCAGCUUCAUAUUUUCCCACGCGGUCGUUCUGCUUCCGCAGGAGCAGAGGCGGGGGUCUUCUGCUACAUCAGUAGUUUCCUCGCAGAGAACUAAACGAAGAGCUCCUUCUAGGUCGAAAUCAAUAGAAAUUUUUUCAAGAAGGCAGGGUACACCUGGAAGUACGACAACUGUUACUUCUGCCAUCAAGAACACGAAUGGGAAUGCGAAGAGGGCCACGACGAUCGGUUCACUCUUGCAGCAGAGCAGAGUGGAGAACGACAAGGAUGUUGUAGAUCAUGAGCCGGGCCUACCAACACCUAUGGAUAGCGAGAUGAAAACAAGCGUCAAGGUCAAACGACAUCGCCAACAAGGUGCUCGUCCUACUUCCGAUCGCAAUCAUCAUCAAGAGCAGGAAGAUCAACAUCGGGGCCCCGCCGAUGGAAGUCGUGGUAAUAAACCACGUGAUAUUAAAGUAGAUAUUGAGCAGCGCGGCGGCCGCGGCAAACAUAGAAGGAUGAGCAUCAUCAAGGGCAGUACUACGCGAGGAGAAACGAAACCUGGGCCGCAAUCGCAAUCCUCCAGUGAUGUUGGAAGUGAAACGGCUCCAAGCAAGAGACGUUUACUGCCAGCAGUAGCAGGAACUGGCGAUGACCUGCCAGAGCAGGACUUCGCACCGCAAGAAUCACCUGUGGAGGUCCAGAAGGUUCUCAGAAACAGUUGCUGUGGCGAUGACGCAACAACAACUUCCGACGUCACAGCUGGUGCAGCUGGCUUUGGUGGUUCAGGGUUCCCAAGUUACGGUCCGAGCAUCAUUCUGGGUCCCGGCGGCGGCGGUAUGACAACCUCAGAAUGGAAAUCCUCAAAGUGGAAGUGAUUUGUAAUGCAAAAAACGACUCCAGUUGAAGCGCCAUUUCUAAUCGGCGCAUGACAAAUUUCCCUGGCACUCAAAACAUGUCUAUCGUGCUAGUUCUUAGGGCAAAGGUGUGUCCUUCUCUCGUGCUAAUCAGCAGCCCAAUGCUGAACCCGUAGAAGCGCAAUAGUCGGCCUCCAUGGCGUCCUCUGCAAUACAGUCUUUUCGGUGUCGCAUUUCAUGCAUCACAAAUUACUUACUUCCACUUUGAGAAUUUCCAUUGUGAGGCUUGCAUAGGCGGGUGUGGCUGCGUGCUGGUGGUCGUGAUCGCUCUCGCAGGCCUGCUGUUUGUCGCUCUAGCCGUUAUUUUCAUAAUGGUGUGUGUCUGCAGAAAACACUUUUGCUGUAUCGAACCUCCGGAGGAGGCGUGGUGUCGGGGCUGUUGUCCGGAGGGUGACGAGAAGAGGCACACGAGAAAAACCGCUAGUCAGCGAAAAACCCACCAUCACCACCACCACGAUCACGAUCAGAAAAAUUCGAGGAAAACGCGAGCCAGCUCCCGGACGACGCAGCUCCACGGGCAGCUGAGAGAGGAGCAUGAAAGGAAAAGUGAGAAGCUGGUGAUACCGCCGAUAAUUGUGUCCCCGAUAACGCCGACGGUGAGGACAAGCACGAGGAACACGUAUAAUGUUGGUGGUGCGUCGCCGGGGGAUAGGGAUUACAGAGACUACAGAGACCAGACAAGCCAUGUAGGAAUUGCGACACACUUGUUACAUGAUCAUCAUCACCCGAAUCACGAACACCGGCACCGCCCCCCAACGCCCUCACCGGCAAGAAGUCCGACAAGGGCGUCCUCAGUUGUGGUGUUGAUAUGCAAUACAAAUUUACGUGUAUAUGUACAAAAUGCAUCACAAAUUGUACCAAUUCGGAGUGUAACACUUGUCAUGCUGAACUAGGAUCGAAGCCCAGUUUUGUCAUGCAGAGACCGCAUUUGUACGUGUACGGGAAACUUACUGUGGACAGCUAACUGCGCACGACCAUCAUCAUGACCCCCGACAGACCACAGCGAGUAGCAGGGCGACUUCCUCCGUUAUACCAUUGCACGGACCAUUUGCUGACCGGAGCACGACUGGUGUAGUAGUUCCUAGGGGCACGACAGCGUCCGAUAGAUCUCAAGCGUCCAGUGUGUCGAGAGGCACAACCGGUUCGACCACCAAUCCUAGGGCAACAGACCGCUCUUCUCGUCCCUAUAGAUUGUCUUCUCCCGGCACGACGACCGUAGGUGCACAAGGCGCGGCGUCUACACCGAAGUCCGCGGGGCACCGAUAUCACCACGAUCUUCAUCGUGGUAGGGGGCCGUCCCUAAGGAGGGGAAGGGCCGCCGCUGGAGAAGGGGAUCACGGGAUGAAUCUUGGUGAUGUUGUAGCUGCUAACAUUUCUUCUUCUACCCUCACCGGCCUGACUUCUCUCCCGUCCAGCUACGCCCAUCUGACAGCGCAGCUUCCGUCCAGCUUCGCCCAUCUGACAACGCAGCUUCCGUCCAGCUUUAUCGCCCCACCUGGCGGUAGCGAGGAGGUGGAUGACAGUCAUGUUACUACCGUAGUUAGUGGUAUCCUGUGGAAAUAAAACGCCACCAGCAGCAGCACCCCAGAUUUCUUGUCGGGGUCAUGGAAAUUUGCAUGAUGCCGGCCGCGCCCUCGCCCAGAGUAGAUAUUCAUGCGCAGGAGGCGUAGCCGCAUUCAUGAGGAACGUUUUCCAGCGGUGUUUUGGAAUUUGUGAUGCUAUUUUCAGCAUAACGUUAAUGGGAUCGAUUUCUAUGCAGCGACGUGGCCAAAGUUGUCAUGCGCAAGAACGACAGGGAACUUGACUUGUGUAGCAAAGUCCCCAUGACAAAGUACUUUAGAUACUUCUGCCUGCGGGCGGUGGUGUUGUUUGGGGGUGUUUUCACUAAGCAUAAUUGCAGUGACGUCUUCGACUAGUAAGGAAAACGUCGAAGUAGAUGCAGCGCUCGAGCAGGUACUAGCGCCGCAUGACCGUAAGCCAAAAGAUGCCAAGGAAGUAGGAAGCAAUAAAGACGAGUUUUCUCUUGGAGGAUCUUCAUCUCAAUAAUUUGAAUUUCUACUUGCAUAAAUUGAGAUAGACGAAUUGCGAGGACACAAUAUACAAUUCUCAUUCAACAAAACGAAG
This is a messenger RNA of Amoebophrya sp. A120, 3527 nucleotides long. Lineage: Eukaryota; Dinophyceae; Syndiniales; Amoebophryaceae. The record is from the annotation of a GenBank genome assembly.